AUGGUAUCUAUGGAGGCCUCGAGGAACCAGGAAGCGGAUGCAGUGGCUUAUGAAAUAAGAAUAGGUCGCCUUCUUAUUUCGGAGCUAAAUAAUAAAGAUGAAGAGUUGAAGAGAUUCCGAAGACCGAAAAGGAGCCGCUCGCUCUGGGUGGUUGCCAACGCCGGAAAUAGCAACAGCGGCGGCGGCGGCAUCAACAGCGAUGGCAGCGGUGGAGGCAACAGCAGCUGCGAACGGACGGCCGGGCUGCUCAAGGAUGCACUUCGAAGCGUCCACUUGUUAGCUGCGGCAAAGAGCUGUGGUGCUGACCGAAGACGGAGACCAGUUGUGUGCAUGAUGCCGCCCAGCCUCUGUGGCAGUUCCUUUGCCGAAGAACGUGUGUUCGAGGACUUGGGCGAAAGAUUUCCUGAUUUAAGUGAGGAUUUGGAGAGGGAUUUAUGUGAGUGUGAGCCUUUCCUGUUCGCGCUGAGUCACCGUCAUUUGCAUGCUGAUUGUGAAAAAAUGUCCGGAAAUUUGGAAGUAUCAGAAGAUAUUUUCCUGCAAGAUAACAUGCACCACCACGCCCUGGCGGUAGCGGCGGCGGGCGCCAUCUCCCCGCCCUCAGCACCCUCGGCACCCUCGGCAUCGGGGGCGGCGGCGGCGGAGGCGGCGGCGGCGGCGGCAGUGGCGGCCUCCGUCGAGGCGGCAUCGGUGGCGUCGGUGGCGGCGGCGGACGGCCUGGAUGCGUUCGUGCAGCUGGGCGUGUUGAUCGUGGAAGGACGCGUGGCGGGGGCGGCGGGCGCGGGCGGGGCGCGGGGCCCGCGGGGCUAUGCCGAGGGCCCGCACUGCGCCGCCCCCGCGGCCGGCACUCCCCAUGCGCGCGCCCACCAGUGUGACCCGGCCAACUUCCUGGUGAGCGUGAAGAUGCUUCCUAGAAUGGACGCACCUCCAAUUCUUCACUGCCCUCUUCAUGCCAAUGGCAGCACUGCAGAGCUUACUCCGACAAUCCCAGGGAAACAGAUGCUCACAGCACUUCCUGCAGCUAAUCCAGGCAGCGGCGGGGCGGCGCGCGUGGACGAGUGCGCGGGCGAGCCGCUGCUGGGAGACAGCCUCCUCGACCCGCCCCACUCGCUGCAGCUGCUGCGCGGCCGCGCGCCUCGGACCAGCAGCCCGCCUUCGGCCAUCCUGCCUCGCACCGUUGCCUCAGCUCACGGACGCACCAGCACGCGCUGGCGGGACGCGUCGCCCCCGAGCCCUCCCAGCAGCAGCCUCCCGCAGCGCCGGCGCGGCCGCCAGGGCAUGGCUCGGCGGCGGGACGCCAGCUCCGGCAGCUCCCUCUCCUCGCGCGCCCUCCGCCCAGGAAUGGGAAUAAACUCGGGUGACUUGUUGGAUGAUCGUAUGCUAAAUCCUUGCACACGUCCUGGCAAACAUCACUGUCGCUGUGCCUACGAAGAUGAUACUACAGAUUGUAGCUCGAGCUCAGGUAAUGGUGUUGCCGGAUCAUCAACAAGCAUUACACCUGUGUCCAACAUCAGACCUCCAAAUACAUCGAUGAAUGUUGGAUCAAACUCCACAGUGCAUUCUCCGAAGCCUGGAGUUACUAGCGGUGGAAGUUCUAACAGAAAGUUGAGCUUGGAAUUGAGUCAAAGCGAGGUGGAAGAGGUGUUAGCAGUACUCAGGGACCGCAAUCUCAGCUCCCGCUCUUCCAAUCACUGUAGUAAAAACUCAAUGUUCUCUAAUUCUGCGACGAAAGAACAAGAUGCCAACUCGCAGAUAUGCAAACAUCAUAUGUUGCCUUCCACAUCAUUGCCUCAAGAGUCAGCUACUGAAGUCUACCAUUGCAAACCGUCCACAUCUACCUCAAAAACCUCCCACAAGGCAGAUCUUUUACUUGAUGCUAUUCUACGUGCACGAUGUCCAACCAAAAUAUUGUCCACUGCCCUGAAAGGUUGUGAUCCUGAUGAAAGAGUGACAAAAGAUCGGACUAAAGUGUGUUGUGAUGAAAAACUAAAGAACUGUGAAAGUGGGAGUGUGAGGGAAAUGCCAAAAAAAUCAUCUAGUUCUUCUGUGCCACUUUUGCAUCGCCGAUUAGGGCAACUUCGAGGAAGAUGUUCCUCACCUCCUCAGCUACAAACUCUUCAAAUACCAGAACAUGUUGCUGGGAAAGCUCCUGUGAGAAGUCCUGAGUUAUCGCAUGUAACAUCCGCUUCAGCAGCUCAAGCAGUUUCAGUACCUUCCGCUCAAGAAACUGCCCUGUUUCGACGCUCUCUCCGUUCAGCUGCGUGUAUGGUAUUUCAUUGCCGCACGGGGCUCCCUCUAACUUCUAGCCCUGCUCCUGUGAGGCGUCGCCACGAUUCUGCACGAUUUGAUUUUGAUUCGUCCCUCAAUUCGGUGUCUGCCAUUCGUUCAGCGUUGUUUGAAGCUAGUGGAUCUCCAAAGAAUGGUGGAUCUCUCAAUAUCAAUGGUGCAUCAAGUCCAAGUGAAGAUAGUGAAGCAAGUGUUGGGUCUCCUAGUUCACCGGGUAUAAGUCCACAAGCUUUGUCUUCCCCAAUGAAAACAAUUUCCGGACAAAUGGCUUGGCCGCCUCGAUGCCAUAUAUCUCACUGCUCAUCUUUGUUAGGAAGCUUUGAAGAAUCAGUCUUGAAUGGUCGUCUUGAGCCAGUAUCAACUGUACAAGGAUUUACAGCUGACUUGGGGGCUAGUGGAGCAUUUUGUCCACGUCAUUUACUUCUCCCUGUGACAGUUUUCUUUUAUACUCUUGGAGAUAAUGACAAAGUGUCUACACCCUACCUGGGACAUAUCAACCUUGGAAAGAAAGGUUACACUGUACCACGGUCUGGUACAAUCCAGGUGACACUGUUGAAUCCUCUUGGUACAGUUGUCAAAAUGUUUGUGGUACAGUAUGAUCUGACAGAUAUGCCACCACAGGCUACAACUUUCUUGCGUCAGCGAACACUGUAUUUGCCUGCUGGUGGUUCUGAAGGUUGUGAUACAGAGGCAUCAAUUAACUGCCAAGCACUUCAGAAACACCUUCGCUACCUCAUACAUCUCAGGUUUUCUAGUUCACGUUCUGGUCGCAUUUCCCUGCAUACUGAUAUUCGAAUGAUAAUUUUUCGAAAAUCUGAUCUUGACACUGCAACAGCUCAUGGAGGAGAACUUGCCUAUGAACUUCGAUCUUUUACUCAUGGACCAACUAAUCCAAAAUUUUCACCACGUAAGUGACCAAUUAUCACAGUCUUCCUACUGCUUCCAGAUCAGAUCUCUUCAGGAUGACAACAGUCAGGAUACAAAAGAGGUGUAGAUUGUUGUUUCACAUUUAAAAACAGUUGUAACAAAAGUGAAAUUUUUGUGAUGUGAGGUAGACAAGUUUUGGGUUAGGAAUUGAUGUGGUGGUCAGGUAAAUAGAGUUUGGAGUUCUGACUUGUUAAAUAAUUUUGUAAUCCGUAUGUGUUCAUAAUUUUGGCAAUUUGCUUAAUACACAGGUAGUAAUUAACACUUGCAAUAUUGUGAGCUCAGAGAACCUGUUAUGUGUGAAGUUAUUGGUGUAGUAAUUACUACUAUGAUAUUUACUGGUCAAAGGUUUCAUUAAAUGGCAAGAAUAGCUGUGCACAGGAGAAUUUUGUAAUUGUGCACAUUUAUUGUGGGAUAAUUGUAUCUAAAUUAUAUGUGAAAAAACAUUUGAUAUUCAAUAUGUAGAAUGAAUUCAACCCAGAAAACUGCCCCCUGUAUCAGCAACAAAGAAAUAUGUGAAACUAUUUAAUUUUUUCUGUGAUGUUAUGAAUUAUAAGCAUAAAAAGUAAUUUCUUAAAAUGGAAAAUAUUGGGAUAUGUUUGGCAUUAAAACAAUUUUGUGUCAGUGACUGUCUGUAAAGAUCUUUGUAUGUUUGUAGAAUUUGUAAAUGUGCCUUUCCAUUUUAAAUUAAAUCUUCUUUUAUGAAACUUCCAUCCACAUGUCAAUGCUUUACAGAAUAUUGAUUUCAUUUUAAGUGAUG
Messenger RNA from Gryllus bimaculatus (two-spotted cricket), 3967 nucleotides. Lineage: Eukaryota; Metazoa; Arthropoda; Insecta; Orthoptera; Gryllidae. The record is from the annotation of a GenBank genome assembly.